Messenger RNA from Penicillium waksmanii, 1869 nucleotides. RefSeq lists its product as uncharacterized. The coding region runs from base 1 to 1869 and encodes 622 amino acids. The record is from RefSeq and is a predicted model, not a curated record. The transcript has 2 exons. NCBI's taxonomy places the organism in Eukaryota, Fungi, Ascomycota, Eurotiomycetes, Eurotiales, Aspergillaceae.
AUGCCUCGGCGCUCCGCCCGCUUGCGUAGCAGUCAGACUCCAGAGGCUCAAGAGUCCACGCCUCAGCCAAGUGCCGUCCCACUUGAAUCCGUCCAGGAACGCGACGAAACACCCGCCAAUGAUCAACAUGUUGUUCGCACGCCAGUAACGAAGAAGCAAGGCUCUCAGAAAACCCCAAUUGUUUCCCUUCGCCGAACAGAAGCGAUAACACCAACAACUGGCUCCGCUCCUCGCCCGCCCCGAGAGGAAAUGCAUCCCAGCAAGGCUCAUCAAAGCACCACGAAACAGGUCGACUCGGGCUUGGUUUUAGGCUUUAACCCCAUCAAGAAAGAUGCCAAUGGUAAUCCGGUGAAGGAAAGCAUGGCCGACUAUACGCCUACCAAAUCAAAAGCAUCUCCGGCUCCGAGUCACUUUGGCACCCCCGGAUACGAGUUCAAGUUCGGCCAGGACGCUCAGCUCAGCGAUGAGGCAAAACAGCUGAUGGAACGCGUUCGAGGCGAAGCUGCCCACAUCAGGGCACAGAUGAUAAUUGAUAAAUCGAAGCACGCUGAGCAGGAGGAUACCGGGGCUGAGCACAAACAGGGAGACCGGAAAUUUGCGAUGCCGAAGGGAAGGGCCGGACGUUUCAGCGAUGUGCACAUGGCAGAGUUCAAGAAGAUGGAUUCGAUUGCCAAUCAUGCAUCAUCCUUCCGGGCGGCCCCUAGCCGCUUCCAACCCGUCACCAAAUCUCUGAAGCGGACCAAGUCCAAGGCACAACUGGAUGAGACCGAGUCCAACCCGUCUCCCUCACGAUCCCCCGCGAAGCCACCCACUGUCGCUUCGCCUGCUCCUGUCAACAAGCGUGCAAAGCAUAACCCUGCAAAUGAUGCAUCUUCUGGUCGCUCUCAAGCCAAUACUACUCAAACUGAGCAAGAGAAGACCGCUCACAAGCCUGCUGGCUCGCGCCCCCGAUCGAUGAUUCGCAGCUCCCUUAUGACCCCAACUCGAGCCUCCAUGGCACGCACCACAUCUGCCAGUCUCAAGGCGCCCAAGACUACUCUCAUUCCCUCCCUUGCUCGCUCGCCCGAUACCAGAGCGUUGGCAUCCCCACGAACUCCGCGCACUGAUUUCAACCCACGCUUCAAGAGCAGCUUGCCGACAUUGGGAAAUCUCAAGUCUAUUCUCCGUCGACGACAGCCGCUCUUCUCUCGUGAUCCAUCCAAGAUCGCGGCUGGUACUCACACUGCUGCUCCUGACUUCAACCCUAACUCACUCUUUGCCACAAAGGGCGGCGAUGUUACAGACUCUGCCCCGACUCCAUCGCCGAAAAAGCACGUGGAAUUUACUCCGAGUGUCAAGUCUCGCCAUCAGCUCGCUGAAGCGUCGCCAUCUCGAUCUAAGAUCCCGACCACUCCUUCGCGUUCAAACCUAUCGGAUAUCGUCUACCCAACUCUGCCCACCCUUACCCCGGAGGCGAAAGCAGCCACCGAACCCUCCGAUGAUAAUUCUGCUUUGUCGCCAAGCAUCCGCCAUGUCCGCAAGUCGAACGCAAACGAAAAGGACAACGCCUAUCCAGAACUUCCAGUCGUCACACAUGGAAUUGCGCACGGAAUUGGUAACAAGAAGCGACACCGCGAUGAGGUGGACGAUGACCACUCAAACGGUGCUGAUAAUGCUGAGAAUGUGCCCCCUGCCGAUGCUCAGUUUGAAGAGCGCAGCGCCAAGCGAAUCAAGGCCACACCCAGCCCAGUCAAGAUCCAGCCUGCUAAGACUCCUGUCCGGACUCCUUCCGGCCGUAUGGGUACUCCUGCCAGUGCCAGGCAGAAGUCUCGUAACGUUCUUAGUCUGAGUCGUCUCAACAUGCUCGCCAAGCCAAAGGGACGGGCUUAG